AUUAAUGACACGUCUACAUUUUUGUUUAUUGCAAUAUGUUGACUCAAGAAAAAGACCAUACUGGUAAACUCAGUGGUGGUAUUGCCAUCCAGUCUUCUGCACCAAUCUAUGCGCAACGUCAACACAAGGUUCCUAGUCCAUCUAUAGCUGUCACUAAGGAACAGGCUUCUUUAUACCAUACACAUGAUGACCAUCAACACGCAAAUAAUCUUCAUCAUUCGCACGAUCACCAUAAUCACUCACAUGACCAACAUGAACACUCUCAUGAUUACUCUCAUCACCAUGCACAUGCUCAUGAUCACCAUGGAAAUACUCAUGAUCACGAUGAACAUAGUCAUGGUCACGAUGAGCAUAGUCAUGAUCACCAUGGACAUGCUCAUGAUCACCAUGCACACUCGCAUGAUCACCAUGGACACUCUCAUUCUUUUGCACCAGUUUAUACAAAGCCGUUGCCUUCUUGGAUUGAAGUAUUUUCUAACCUGUUGCCUAUGCAAAAGACCUUGUUUACUUGGUUCCUACUCCAUACUGGUAUUGGCAUAUGGCUUUAUUGUAUGGGAACCAGUCGAGAAAGCCUAUCCCUUGUGGGUUAUGCUUAUCUGAUGCUGUUUGAUGCAUUGGGUGUCUUGAAUUCGUUUGUAUCAGGCAUCUUGAGAACCAAUUCAGAAUUUGGUAUCUCAAAUACAAAGCGGCCUUUUGGGGCUCAUCGAUAUGAGAUUGUGUUUGCUUUAAGCACCACUAUUUAUCUUAUGUUUGCUACCAUGCAUAACACAAAAGAGUCUUUAGAACACUUUUUGUUACAAGAUCAUCAUAAUGGAGAAUUGCAUGAAAUAGAAGGACACCAUUUAAAAAUGGGAUUUGGCAUGUUCUUUUUGAUUGGUGCAGCUAUUUCUGCAACUUGUAUAUCUAGUGUCACCUUGCGCAAUCAUGAUAAUUUUGUCCGCUAUUUGAGGAGAAGACCUACUCAAGUACAUGGAUUCUCUUAUAACGUAGUCAAUCGAGGCGCAAGAUUAAGCCCUAUUCAUACCUUGUUAUCCAAUGUUUAUUCUUCAUCUAUUGUGCUGUGUGGCUCUAUUAUCUUAAUUGUCUAUAUGGUUGGUAUGGCUACACCUAUUGUUGACAAAAUAUUGGCAUUGUCUGAAUCUGUGGUUAUGUUUUAUUUGGGGUAUCCAACAGCCAAAGCAUUAGCCAAAGUCUUGUUGCAAACAACUCCCCAUACAGUACAGAAUGGUGUAGAGAACAGGCUUCGAGAGAUUCUACAAAACCCAAAUAUUCUUCAUGUGGAUCGUAUUCACUUUUGGCAAACUACCUAUGGAAAAUGUGUUGGUACUAUUCAAGUACAAAUUCAUCCUGAAGCAGACGAACAGGCUGUUCUUCAGUUUGUCUAUCAAAAACUACAAGGACUCACAAGUAACCAUGUUCAAACAGACGAUGAAGACUAUUAUAUGAACACACCUAGCAGUGAACUUACUGUCAGUAUUGUAAAAUAAAAUAAAAUAAAAUAGGUGUGACACAAAUAUA
Gilbertella persicaria is the source of this 1518-nucleotide messenger RNA. Its product is annotated as cation efflux family-domain-containing protein. The transcript is spliced from 6 exons. Gene Ontology annotation, cellular component: membrane. Gene Ontology annotation, biological process: monoatomic cation transport; transmembrane transport. The coding region runs from base 36 to 1487 and encodes 483 amino acids. Lineage: Eukaryota; Fungi; Mucoromycota; Mucoromycetes; Mucorales; Choanephoraceae. Gene Ontology annotation, molecular function: monoatomic cation transmembrane transporter activity. The record is from RefSeq and is a predicted model, not a curated record.